This is a messenger RNA of Mercenaria mercenaria, 1232 nucleotides long. RefSeq lists its product as uncharacterized. Lineage: Eukaryota; Metazoa; Mollusca; Bivalvia; Venerida; Veneridae. Bases 204 to 983 code for a protein of 259 amino acids. The record is from RefSeq and is a predicted model, not a curated record. The transcript has 6 exons. Gene Ontology annotation, cellular component: nucleus.
GCAGCCAAUUGUAUAAACAAUGGUUAAAAUAUACCACGGUUAAACUAUAACCGCGGUAUAUACCGUGGUAAGGUAACCACUGGUUAUUUUCUCUUGUAUAAACCAGUUUAACCGCGCGGUAACCUAACCACGUAAAAUAUCAAUUUAACCACGGUAAAUUUUCCGAUAAUGCACUGCGUGCAUGACGUAAUUUUCGCGGACAAAUGUCAGACGACUGUUUGUCAACAAACAUGGCCGCCGUUACAGUUAUUGUACCAAAACAAAGGGCAAAAAUGUUCUCUAUACGAGAAAUAGAUGUUAUUACGGAGUUUAUGAAAACUCAUCUCAGCACCCUGCGAGCAAGUCACACGCAAGGAGGACCAGGGGCGGCACAACGACAGGCCAAGUUGUGGGAAAAAGUGACCGCCGAGAUAAAUGCUUGUGGUAACGGUCCUCGGACCGUGAAACAAGUAAAAGAAAAGUGGAGGAAUAUGGUAAAGAUGGCGAAAACAGAUGUGUCAGCAGAGAGGACCAGUAUGAGGAAGACUGGAGGAGGCCCGCCACGGCCGGAGAUGUCACAGACUUCUCAGACUGUGGCGAGCCUGUACGAGAGCUCAGCAUCUUUUCAUGGUGUGUGUUCAGAUGCUGACACACUCAUCAAUGUUUCUGGCUGCACAGAUGUCGAUAUAGGACAGCAGGUUGUAGACCAUCUAGAUCUGCUCAGCUGGGACCAGCAGGACACAGAGACAGAGACCAGCGAGAGUGCGGAUACAACUACCAGGAAUAUAUUCUCCGUAGCUGCUGCUUUGUGCAACAUCAACCAGCCAACAGGGACAGAAGCAGCGAGGCAGGCGGAUACUGUGCCAGAGGGGGUCAGUAUCCAACCUGACUAUCCAGAGGAUUCUUGUGUACCAUGCGCAAACCGUUCUACUGUCACCACACAGAAGCAAUCAUCGAGCACAAGUUAUCAGCAAAAAAAAGCAGUAAUCACAAAAGAACACUGAAGGACCUCCAAACGGUGUACUUUGAAAAACAGAUUGAUCUAGCCGAGGCACAGAUGGAAUGCUUCAACAAGAUUUCAAAGCUAGCCGAUGUUUUAAUCGAGAAAUUCAAAUAACUUUUGAAAUUAUUAUCUCAGUAAUUCUUGAUAGUUGAUACAUGUACAUUAUAUGUCAUUCCAGACUUCUGAAUAUAUAUAAAAGCUGAAAUAUGAAAAUAAAUUAUGAAACCAAAAUAAAUUGGUGUUAAAAGUG